AUGGAACUGCUAAUAACGUUUGUUUUGUUGACGCUAUUCUGUACUGUAUCACCUGAAGACUAUAUUUUUGAUCCGACUAGCAGAGACUACACUUAUAAGUGUGAAGUAAUGGCUCGAAAAGCUCGAGAAGGAGAACAGUGUGCGUUAUUUGAAAUCUGCUGUGGUUCAUUUGCCGGUGACAGAAUAAAUGGUGACAAAUGUCAGUUACCAGAUCCCAAAAAUGGAUGCAAUUUUGAUGAACAGACGGAUGUGAGCUAA
Messenger RNA from Enterobius vermicularis (human pinworm), 258 nucleotides. The record is from the annotation of a GenBank genome assembly. Lineage: Eukaryota; Metazoa; Nematoda; Chromadorea; Rhabditida; Oxyuridae.